Mobula hypostoma (lesser devil ray) is the source of this 1600-nucleotide messenger RNA. RefSeq lists its product as uncharacterized. Bases 1 to 1053 code for a protein of 350 amino acids. NCBI's taxonomy places the organism in Eukaryota, Metazoa, Chordata, Chondrichthyes, Myliobatiformes, Myliobatidae. The record is from RefSeq and is a predicted model, not a curated record. The transcript is spliced from 10 exons.
AUGUCGGAAUGGGAAUUAAAAAGUUUGGGCUCCGGGAAGUUUCCGUUUUUGGUGGAUGGAGCGGAGGUUCUCGACGAAGCGGUUUCCCCGAUAUACGCCGGUUCACCCUCCGAAUCGGCGGUGGCGCCGCGGGCUGCAGUUCACCCUCCGGGUCUGAUGGUGGCGCCGCGGCGCCAGGGAGCGGGACAGCUGCGGCGCUCUUACCCCAAGAGCCGAGGCUCCUGCUUCAGGCAGUUGGAGGCCAUGGACCCACAGUCAGAGGGACAGCUCGUCUCUGCCUCCUCACUGGCGAGCAAGGGGGUGCCUGAGGGUGCGGCGCAGUCCGGCGAGGAGGUGCAGGAGGAGAAGCUGGAGGACAAGGCGGGCGCUGCCCCAGUCGGAGGAUCGAGGAGAAAAGCCAUGCGGUUCCAGAGCCUGGACUCCUCAGCCGACCGAAGCCACAGGCAAGAGGAGGCGCGCGACAGUGGCAGAUCCUUGGAACCCCCAGAUCAGGGCACGGUGAAGGGACGUUCUCGGUCCCAGUCCCGGUCCCCUGCCCGGUCAGUGGCUGAAGAGCCAGUUGCCUCCUACGAUCGUUUGGUCAGCACCUUACAACAGGAGAACGGUGAGCUGCGGGCCCUACAGAUGGAGCUGUCCCGCGAGAAAUCCAACCUGUCCCGAUCGAUGCAGGUGAUGGAGUUGCAGCUGCAGAGCACCAGUGAAGAGAACGUCAAACUGAAAAGCCAGUUGGAGGCCCUGCAGAAGACCAGGGCGGAGCCCAGCCAGACGGAGACCGGGUACCUGGAGGAGUCGGUGGCAGGCAGAGUAUUGAUAGCAGAGCAGGAGGCCCAGUGCGCCAAGGCACAGCUCGCUCUGCUGAGGGAGCGCUACGACCGGAUCGAGAGGGACAAUCGAAUGAUGGCCGACGAGAUCCACCGCUUCCGUGAGCAGAUCGGCCGGCUGCAGCAGAGCCCAAUGCAGCGCUCGACCUCCCGGUCCCGAUAUGUCACUGUAGGUCUCAGCUUCCUGCUGGGUCUCGCGUAUUUCUGGUUCUACUUGGAUGGCACGCUGUGACAUCCCAAACCAGGUGUCACUCAAUCGAGGCGAGAGGACUGUCUGACCUUGCCUGCGACUCAGGUCGGCGUCCCUGUCACCACUGGGCUCCUUUCACCGCUCGCCACUCCCUCAGCAUCCUGGGUCCUCGCUGCCGGAGCCUGGCACCAGCCCCACUCACCUACAGCCACCAAGCUCCUCGGUCUGGUUUGGGGGCUGGGGCUGGGUCCUGGGUCCGUCCCCCUCCCACUGUGCCUGGGGUGGGGUGUGCGGGGGACCACACUGUCAAGAAGGGAGUGUGUCUGGUCCCCAGUGCAUAGCAGGAGGCACAGUGGCUCCCAGCGCCAAGGCACAGACCAGUAUUGCCUGCGUUUUGGCUCGGGCGGAAAUGAGGCCUCUUCACAGCGUUUGUCCGCGCCUCCAUCGUUCCCGAUCUGGGGGUAGGUGCGGGAUUGGGAAUUGAUCCGUGGGCUCGAAAUGUCCUCCUCCCAAACCCUUUCCCACCUCCCACCCUCCCUCUACCACUCCAAUGUGGUUCCUCCUCUCCCGGGACGGGAAUAAAGGGAUU